This is a messenger RNA of Bufo bufo (common toad), 6083 nucleotides long. It is a transcript of the gene SUCO, whose product is annotated as SUN domain containing ossification factor. Gene Ontology annotation, biological process: protein folding in endoplasmic reticulum; regulation of bone remodeling. The coding region runs from base 677 to 4357 and encodes 1226 amino acids. The transcript is spliced from 24 exons. The record is from RefSeq and is a predicted model, not a curated record. Lineage: Eukaryota; Metazoa; Chordata; Amphibia; Anura; Bufonidae. Gene Ontology annotation, cellular component: membrane; cytoplasm.
UCCAUACACAGUAUAGAAGAGAAUACUGAACUGCCAAUCAGGUUCCUGCUUUUAUUUUGAAAAAUAAGAACCGGCAUCUGAUUGGCUGUUAGUGACAGCGCCUCUUCCUCCUCCUCUUACUUCAUCGUUCAGGUACACUACAGGUAGGAUUCGUGUAAGUCCGGAAUGGUCGGUCUCCACAGCAAUAGAACAGGACUGCGCCACACAGAGGUUACCACGAGCUGUCACUGAGCACCCCCCCCAUAACCUGCGUGUGGUUCAGUCCUGGAGCCUCCUCUCACCUUGUGUGACGGAUGGAUGAGUAACCCUGUCACUGCCGGAGGCACAUCCAGCAGAACAGCUCUCUGUUGUUAGGAAAGUCUAAAGUCUCCACCCCCCUCUCCGGAGCAAACCAAUACAUUUCCAGAGGGUGGGGGAGGACGCACAGGCUUGCUUCUGAUUUGCUUGCAUUGACCUUAGUGACGCGACUACUUCCACCUCAGCUAGCUGUGACUGUGGAGGCGCCGGCUGGGUAACGGCCGCGUUGGACGUGUGGUCACGUGGUGCUUGUCAAGGGAGGCGGAGCCACCUCUUAUCGCGGAGAAGACCCCCGGCUUCACGGGGCGGCCUGAGCGUGGGGAGAUUGUGAAGUAUUGGACAUGCCGGGGAGGAUGCGAGCAGGCGCCCGGGAGAGACGAUGAAGCGGCUUGUGCCGAUAUGCGGCCUCCUCCUCGUCUCCUUGUUAUGGCUUCCAUCCCGCCAUGUGUUCUGCACUGAGGACCCGGUUCUUCCUGCAGAGCAAGUCGCGGAGAACAGCAAGAGCGCAAUAAGUGAAGAUGAGGCCCCAAAGAAAGAGGAGGAAAAGGAGCCGCCUAAGAUUUUAGAAACAGCAGAAUCUGUAUCAUCUGGUCAAGCGGCAGAAGAUGCCACAUUAGAUUGUGCUCAAGAUGAGAAGGGUAAAAAUACGGAGCAGGUACUUGAUGUACCCCUUGGUGACAUUGACACUAAUAAUGUGGAGAAAGCGGCUAUGGACCUGGCUACAAAUGUUGAGAACGUUUCCAGUUCCUCGACCUCAGAGACCCCUCCAGACCCACUGCCUGAUGCGAUAGAAGCGUCCAGUGUUCCUCUCCCUGUAGUCAGCUCUAGUGAAACUGAACAGUCAGAACCUGACUGUGAGAUUGGGGGGGCAGUAGAGGUUCCCCCUCAGAGCGAGCCAUCCUUUAUCAGUCCACCAAGUUUUGGCAGUGAACAUGUCGAAAACAUCUCGGUUUCAAACCAAAAACGGAAAGCGACUACCUCUGACGUGGAGGCCAAGGCAUCAAGUCUAGAAAAGGACGCAGAAACCCAAAAGUUAUCUCUUAAUUUUUCACAAGAGUUAGAUAAAGAGAUGAUCAGCAGCAAAGAAGUAACUGGAGAGCCGGUGGUUCCUGGGGACACCAAGGAUGACAUUCCAACCUUCGAUGAAUGGAAGAAGCAAGUCAUGGAAGUAGAGAAAGAAAAGAGCCAGUCCAUGCAUCCUUCAGUCAAUGGGGUGCAACAUACUGUAAAGGUCCAAAAGAAUAGGAACAAUUAUGCUUCUGUUGAAUGUGGGGCAAAGAUGCUUUCUGCAAAUCCCGAAGCCAAGAGCACAUCUGCCAUACUUGUUGAAAACAUGGAUCUGUACAUGUUAAAUCCUUGUAGCACAAAAAUAUGGUUUGUUAUCGAACUCUGCGAGCCGAUCCAAGUUAAGCAGCUUGACAUUGCGAACUAUGAGCUCUUCUCUUCUACUCCGAGGGACUUCCUGGUGUCCAUUAGUGACCGGUACCCUACAAAUAAGUGGGUGAAACUGGGAACUUUCCAUGCACGAGAUGAAAGAACAGUCCAGAGUUUUCCUUUAGAUGAACAGAUGUAUGCAAAAUACGUCAAGAUGUUCAUCAAGUACAUAAAGGUGGAACUUAUAUCACAUUUUGGAUCUGAACAUUUUUGCCCUUUAAGUCUCAUAAGGGUUUUUGGCACCAGCAUGGUAGAGGAAUAUGAAGAAGUUGACUCUCAGUAUCACUCAGAACGCCCAGAUAUUUAUGAUGAAGAUGAAGAUUACCCAAUGGAUUACAACACGAGAGAUGACAAAUCAUCAAAGAAUCUUCUCGGCUCUGCUACAAAUGCCAUUCUUAGCAUGGUGAAUAAUCUUGCAGCUAACAUGCUGGGGGCGAACCCUGAGGAAGAAAUCGCUGAAGGGAAAGUUUUGAAUGGGAGUAAGCCCCAAAAUGUUACCACAGAAACUCCAGCCACCAGUAUGACCGAGACACCCGAGCAAGUACCAACUCCUACCGCUACGUUGGAGGAAGAGAGUGUGGCCCCUUCGACUGUGUCUGUGCCUGAACUAGAGACACCCAAAGAAAGUCCCAUUGUUCAACUGGUUCAGGAGGAAGAGGAGGAACAGCCAAGCCCAUCAACAGUGACUCUCUUAGGCAGUGAUGAACAGGAAGAAGAAGAAAAGGUCUCCUGGUUUGAGUUUGAGACCCAGGUUUACUGUGGGGAACUGGACACCAUCUGCUGUAUGUCCAGCUUCUCAGAGUACAUCUAUAAGUGGUGUUCAGCUGUUGUGGCCAUUCACAGGCAACGGAGUAAAACAGCAGAGUACAAACGAAAGGAGGAAAAUGACUCUCAGUCCACUCAGCAGCCCUUAGCCACGCCGACUACCACGGAGCCCUCAGCCGAACCAUCUGAGAGCAGAGUCGCAGAGCAGGCCACAACUGAUUUCAUUCUGAUAAAUACUGGAGACAAUCUACAAGAAAGUUCUGCAAUUAAUACCAUAGAAUCCAUCCAUUUGGAGCCCAGUCACACCCAGACCAUUUCUCAGUCUGUGGCAGCACACGAAAGCAUGUCCUCAAAUGUGCCUCCUUCAGAGGUCAACAAAAUGGUGACAACUCCUACCCCUAGCUUAAUUUCUUCAGAUUCUGUACAGAAUCAAACGGCAGAGCUAAAAACGAGCGACUCUCUUAUUUACGCCGAGAAGCCAACUGUAAGCAUUGAGGACAGUACCUUAGAAGGUGUGGUGGAGAGCACCAAGGAGGAACAGGUUGACUAUGCCAAACUUAUUAAAGCUACAGAGACUCUGCAGAUUCAAGAGCCUAGCCCGUCUACUGUGGUGAGUGAAGUGGAAACUAAAGAAACCGUGAAGCCUGUAAUGACUCAGGUUGUCGAUGGCCUGACUGCGGUGGAGAAAAGGGAAGAAGAGCACAUUACUGAAGAUGCUUCCAUUAGUAGUAGCCUGCACAGAAGUACUACUGAUUUCUAUGCUGAACUGCAAAAUGCUACUGACCUGGGUUAUACCAAUGGAAAUCAAGUACAUGGUUCCAACCAAAAGGAGUCUGUCUUUAUGCGUCUCAAUAACCGUAUUAAAGCCCUUGAGGUUAAUAUGUCAUUAAGUGGUCGCUAUCUGGAAGAGCUUAGUCAGAGGUAUCGAAAACAAAUGGAAGAAAUGCAGAGAGCGUUUAACAAGACUAUAUUAAAACUUCAGAAUACUUCUCAAAUGGCAGAGGAGCAGGAUCAACGUCAAACUGAAUCCAUUCAGCUGCUUCAAUCUCAGCUUCUGAAUAUGACCCAACUAGUCUCCAACCUGUCUGCAACAGUCACCAAACUAAAGCGGGAGGUAUCUGAUCAGCAAAAUUACGUGGUCAUCUCUCUGAUCUUAUGCAUCGGUUUGGCAUUAUUUAUUUGCCUUCGCUGUAGAAACUCGUCUCCGUUCAAUGAUGACGACUUGUCAAAAAUCCCUAAGAGCAAUAAUUACCCAAGUCCCAAAAGAUGUUUUUCAUCCUAUGAUGAUAUGAAUCUCAAGCGAAGGACCACAUUUCCUCUUAUCCGCUCCCAAUCAUUUCACCUAUCGAGUAAAGAAGUGGAUCCAGAUGAUUUGUACAUUGUGGAGCCUUUGAAAUUCUCUCCAGAGAAAAAGAAAAAGCGUUGCAAGUUCAAAACGGAGAAAAUUGAGACAAUUAAACCAAUGGAUCCAUUAAAAGCACUCCCAAAUGGGGACAUAAAAACUAAGAAAGAAUUCACAAACCAGCGGGACUUUUCAAAUAUGGGAGAGGUGUACCACUCUUCCUACAAGGGGCCACCAUCCGAGGGCAGCUCAGAGACCUCUUCCCAGUCAGAGGAGUCCUACUUUUGUGGCAUCACAGCCUGUUCAGCCCUUUGUAAUGGACAACCCCAAAAGACAAAAACUGAAAAAAGAGCCAUUAAGCGCAGGCGCUCAAAACUUCUUCAGGACCAAGGAAAGUUCAUCAAAACGUUAAUACAGACUAAAUCCGGGUCCAUGCCUAGUCUGCAUGACAUCAUCAAAACCAAUAAAGACUUGACUGUCGGUACGUUUGGGGUUACAACGGUUUCCGGUCGUCUCUGAUCCUCACAGGGUAGCUGAUCUAUACAUUAUUUUUAUUUUAUUUUUUAUUUUAUUACCUGAAUCCAGUACGUAAAGGAAGCUCCAGCUGACCAUUCAAGGGUUACGUGCACAACAUGAGUUGGGCUGGUCUUUGAGAACUUGGAUUGUCUCCUCUACCUGGACUUGUUUGAGCGGGGAAUUGAGUCGACUCUACUCUUUCUUUAAAUGAUUCAAUAGGAUUAGAUUUUUCGCAGUUUUAUUACUGGGGGAAAAAAAAACAUUACUACCCAAAUUGUUGGGUUUAACUUGAGCUCAAGUUGUCGUGUCCUACCCCCGAUGUCGUUCCCAUACUUGCACCUUUCCAUAUUUAUGUGCCUUCUGUCUAUUUAUAAUGCCACUGGAGGGAAAAGCACCAAGUGUGAAUGCGUGACUUUAGGUUUUUAGAGAACACGUUUUAAGCUCUUUUUUUUUUUUUUUAUAUUUAUUCCUUUUUGCCGCUUCUCUGAGUUCAACACUAAAGAGUGCCAGGCAUCCUGCAGCUAGACCGUUCCAUGAGGGACCGUCUGUGACCCAGUGAACCAAAAACCUGAUUAUAGAAGAAUAGGGUUUGGAACAGCCCUUAGCUGCUAUGGGUGCCACCAAAUUAAAUCUGCUUAUGAUUGGGUUAUAGCCCAUGUUGUACUUUUGACCAGUGUUAAGGGUAAAGGUUGUGCCAUGCGUUCAGCUGUGAUUCAGUUUUGGAGGAAAAAACUUGCGUAAAAUGAGGGGGUUGUCUGAGAGUGGCCAAAAUCUAGACCAGUAAAUGCCGCUUCGGUCCUCCCCAGGCUUAUUUACUUGGCUGCAGCAAAGACGUCAUGGUCCCAACACAUGGCUGCUGCAGGCAGUCAAUGACCUCACCGAUGUACGGGGGAUUUACUGGGUAAGGAAGGGGUCUUUUUAUAUCCAGCCUUCCCGGCUAGAUUUUGAUCAAUCGUGGGGUUAAUCCCAUUAAAUAUCAGCAGGGGAACACAAACUACUGACCACGUUUCGCUUUCUUCUAAUCUGGUAAUUAGUCCUACUUAGAAAAGAUUAGAGAAAAAGGUCAAUUUUUCAAGCAACAGAGACACUUUUGUCCUAAGAUGUUAUUUGGUGUCACAGCUCAGUACUGUUCACUUUUUUCUAAUCUAACGCAACUGCUUUGAUGGAUGCUAGAUCACACUGCAGGCUCUGCUUUAUGGAGACUUAAAGGACUUGACUGGCCGAUUGAAAUUAAAGGGGUUACCUGACCAUUUGUAACUGGUAACCUAUCCUCUGAAUAGGUCAUCAGCAUGUGGGGGGUGUCUGACACCCGGGACCCUCUGACGAUCAGAUGCUGAUAACCUAAUCAGAGGAUAGGUCACUAUUCAGUCAGAAAUAGUCAGGCAAGAGAGAAAAAAAAAGCACCAAACCUUGUAAGAUAAUAAAGAGUCAUACUCACCUUACCGAUCCCUUGCUGCUCCCAUUCCUGGUCACCUCUAUGGCCAGUUAUUUGCUGAGAGGUCAUUUCCUGUGUUUUCUAGAAGGGACCUGGAAGGAGAGACGAGCGUGGGCCCAGGAAGAAGGGGCAAGGUGUUAUGUAUUUUAUCAUUUUAAAUUUACAGAGUUAUGUGCUUUUUUUUUUUUUUUUUGUUUGUUUUACGUAUUCAGAGCAUAGGCCUUGAGCCUGAGCAUUUCCCAUUACUUAAAGUGAACCUGUCAUCAACUUUGUUACCCAUACUAAAAGCAGCAU